Hydractinia symbiolongicarpus is the source of this 7977-nucleotide messenger RNA. RefSeq lists its product as uncharacterized. NCBI's taxonomy places the organism in Eukaryota, Metazoa, Cnidaria, Hydrozoa, Anthoathecata, Hydractiniidae. The transcript is spliced from 3 exons. The record is from RefSeq and is a predicted model, not a curated record. Bases 6082 to 6987 code for a protein of 301 amino acids.
CACGCAUGUGGUAAGCCAAUUAUGGGGGAUAACAGUCUAUGACGUUCUAAGGACAGUUGAGAGUAUUUUUGUGAUUUUUUUUUAUUUCUCAGUCAUCAAAAAUGGUGUUUUUCUACACUGGAAUUUUGCUCAGUUUUUAUCGCAUGAUCAUAGAUUUUGUCAUUGUCCACUACACGGUAAAUAUGCGAAUCAAAUUGACUCACAGGACGAAACUGAUCGUCUUUAAUGUUGUUAUUGAAAGUAUGCUAGGUUGAUCUUUGCAUAAAUAGGGUUAGAGAGAAAACGUAAACAUGCGUCAGCAACAAACCGAUACUUUGUAUAAAUAAAUAAAAAAUCACAUAAUCUUUAUGACGUCAUGGAUCCGAAAUAUGCUCAGUAGUUUAACAGAAAAUGAAAGUGUAAAGUGCCAGCGAUGUAUAUUUUUUAAAAAAUGGAAUUUUUCCCUAAUUUUAGUUCUCCUCACUGCUUCAACGGUGAAGAAGGUAUUUAUUCUCUACAUAAAACAGAAUAAAAAUUACUUUUAGGUUCGCUAGUAAAAAUAAUCAAACCGAAUGGUUAAUAGCUUUGUAAAAUGAUUUUGAAAUUAAUAGGAAAACGCAAAGAAUCACAAAUGUUAUGAUUUCAUUUUUCUAUAAGCAAAAUAUUAACUUAAAAUAAAUUGCUUGUCAAAUUUUCUUACAAUCUGAAGUAUUUGAAUAUUGUGUCGCUAAUCUUAUAAAUCAACUUCGUUGCGCUUUUGUAAACACAGACAAUAAGGGUCCAGAUUUGCCAGAGCAGUUAUUAUUAUUUAUCCGUAGCAUAAACUUUUUCUGUCUCAAGUUUUUAAUUCAUCACAGUCUCUUUUUUGUUUUUAUGGCUGCAUGAAAGAAAUGGAAAUUCAUUUGGCGCAUAAAAAUAUGUUCUUUAGCCUACUUGUUAGUUUGAAAAAUAAAAUUUUCUGGGGGGGGUUUGUAUGUAAUUGCGCCCAUAACAAAUUGAAUAGUGAAUCUAAAAAUUACAAUCAUGAAAAACAUAAUUUAUUAAAAAAUACGCAAAGUACUCCAAUGUUUUAUCUAUGCACACGUUAGAAGUUUAAAAGGUUGUUAUGUGAUGCGUCUUAGUAUAACCAAAACAAAACUAUCUAGGAGACUUCUAAUAAAACAUUCCAGGAAGUGACAACACACGUGUUAUACGCUUUCACAAUAAAAAAGCCGACUCAUUAGCAUAUAAUGCAACUCCAAAAAAUCCUCCACCUAAGUGUGAUGUGCAGUGCAGUGAAGCUUAUAAACAUAUAUAUGGAGAGAGAGCUUCAUACAGUCAGAUUGUAUUAAGAUCAUUUAUCAAUUGUUAUAAACAGUUUUUUACACGACGCAUCAACAUCAAAUAGACAUUUGGUUAAAUUAUUAACUUUUAAUGUUCUUUGUGACAAGAUUUGUUUAUGCCAGGAAUUGAAACAGAUAAUAACUUUUUAUUUUUACCUUUAACACGAUUCUAUGACUGAAUAUGAAAUAGAACGUGUCGAAACAUGUAUUGAUUAAAAAAAAUGUUUAGUUUUUGAUAAAAUCUAACAGAAAUAUACAAUGCUCUCUUGAAAGAUGUGCCAUUUGAACACAAUUAUUUUAAAAUGUUUGGCGUUUUGAGGUGCGGUUGAUACUAAAACCAAAAUUUAGAACCCUGCAUGACUUAAAUAUUACGUGAGCAUAAAGCAACCACCAUAUUUUUUUUCCAAAUCCAAAGGAUUUUAUAGAGAAAUUGCUCUACCAAUAUUAAUUGUUAUGUUAAUUUUUAGCUUUAUUAUGAAUUCUUUGACUGAGAAAUAUGAAACACAAGACAAAAGUGAUAUUAAUGUCACAUGGAUCGCAUAGACUGUAUGUAUUUCUGACCUGAUCUAGAAUAAAUAAAAAAAUUAUAUACCUUAGCCAGUAAUAAGCAAUACUUUUUGAAUCUUCUGUUGUAAAUAUCGUCAAAAUUCUCAUCGAAUGAAACUUCAAUGGCUGCCCUGGAUAUUCUUUCGUUAGUUCCAUGUAUCGGAUUUGGUUCCAGCGCCAUUUUUAUAUUUCCACUAGUUUUGAAAUACGUAAAACACAACAAUAUUUUAAUAAUCUCUUCUAAACUUUUUCAAAUUAUUUUAAACAUUCGUGAACAAAACCAAAUAUUUGACUUUCAACACCUCAAACAAGGCUGGUUUUUAUAUACUAACGAUUAACUAAUAACAACAUAAACCGGUUUCCACUUGCAGUUGCUGUAUUUACAUUCCAAAUUGAUGAAAGACAACACUCAAAACUGUUUCGUGUGCAUAUAGAAAAAAAAAUUAAAUGUUUGUUUUUUCUAAUUUCCAUAACCACACCACAUAUCUGGGCGAAAUGCCAACAUUAUCUUGUCCAACCUUUUGAAUUUUUAGCGUUAACGUCUUAAAUUAUAGCUUUGACAAGCCAUUAAGUUAUUCUUAGAGGACAUAAUGCUAACUGACACAUUUCAGGCUAAUAAUCUGUACUUACGCGCAACGACAAAGUAGCAGGAUGUUUCUCAUUUUGUAACACGCAUUAAAAAUGUUCUCAUUUCAAUUUCCCUAGAUUGGCGAAAAAUUGUCCAGCUUUGUAGGAAAAGAAAAAAUCGAAUUCAUAAUUUGUUAGAAAGAGUAUAAAGGCGUUUAUAUUAUCCGAUGAUAACAGAGGUCGUUGGCUCAAAUUGAGGUAAGUUGGUUCGCUAAAUAGUAAUAACAAGACGUAUAAUAUACGUAAACUAGCUCGCCAACAAAGUUUGAUAGAAAGUUCCUCAAAAUUUCAAUUUUCGUUAGGUCAGUCUGGAGUAAACUGACUGACAGGAAGAAGAAAGACCACAAGCUCCACCUAAAAUUUUUGAAAUUCAGUAAUUCAGUAACCCCCCCCCAAAAAAAAAAAGAACAAAAAAAACAACAACAACAACAACAACAACAAACUGGAUAUAAGAAAGUCACUCAGUUAGAAAAAGCAAAAUAAAGAAAAAUAAUAUACGAUCUUAAUUGUUCGAAAAAGGAAAUAGCUUUAGUUAAAAAAACCAUAUUACUAGAAAAAAGAAAAAAUACAGCCUAUCAUUCAUAGUUGAAAGUUAACAUUUUGAUGUCACCAUCAUGUUCAGCAUGCUUUUUUUGUUAACUUUGUCAAAUUUUGUCGAAAAUAAAGUAAUUUUUUAUUUUCGGAACAAUUUUGACCUAAAAUGUCAUUUAAGUGACAAAAAGCAAAAUUUUGAUGUCACCAUCAUGUGCGGCGUAAUCUUUUUGGUAACUUUGUCAAAUUUUGUCGAAAAUAAAGUAGUUUUAAUUUUCGGAACAAUUUUGGCCUAAAAUGACAUUUAGGUGAAAAAAAUCAAUGUAAUGAGGAGCUUAUGACAACUCGUCAUGUUCGUCAAUAUUUUACAAUCAUAUCUCACAAGAGAAACAUGCGUAAUAAAGUUACAUCAGAAAUAAAACACUUUCGCAUACAUCGAACAACACACGUUUAUAAAAUAAGCUGUUUGGAAAGGAAAUUCGUGACGUGUUUCGUUAUAUUUUUUAUAAAUUUCUUCUCUGCACGUAUAAACCAGGUGUUAAAUUGAUACUCGUUUGUCUUUGUGAGUAAAAUGACCGUGUUUAUUUUCAUAUCACAAAAGCUGAGCUUAAAAUAACUUUUUAAUGAAAAUAAGUUAAAAAUAAACUUUUAAGUCAAUACUGAAUCAGCCCCAAGAACUUUAAGAUGUUGUAUUUCGAUUACUGUCAAAUCUCUGCUUUGUGUGUGUAGAGGAGAAGAAUCGUGAAGCAUGAAGACUGCGUUGCAUAAAAUCUUUUAAAUAUCUAAUAAGGAAAUACGUCCACAUCAAUGACGCCAUUGAAGUCUAACUCUUUAAACCAAUCAAACUGUUCUAUUACAUUUAUUAGCCAAUCAAAGUGUUAUAUGUGCACAGAAUACAGCUUACAGUUUCAUAAUAUUUGUUUUCAAUGUAAAUAAUAAACUGAGAAAAAAUAUUUAAAAUCUUGGCUGAACACGAACUUUUUUGUCAUGUGGAAAUUUGAUCAUUCCAAAUGGUCAAGCCAUGAGCUUACUUGAUUACAAAGACUUUGCACAGAAGACCAGCAAACAUAAAAAUGAUAUUGACAAUUGAGGCUUAUCGUUUGUGGUUUUAAAACAGAUGCAUUUAUGCACCAAUAACAGAUUUGUUUGUUAAAACAACAUUUGUGCACACUUUCAGGCUCACAAUAAUCAAAUUCUAAGAAUAUUGUUUAGCCUUGAAUAACCCUUUUCCGUUUGAAAUAGACUCGAAAUAAUGCUUGACUGAGUAACUUUGACAUGAUUUUAUGGAUGCAUAUCUUUAUGUAUCCACAACCUUGAGGACACUUGUUAUCGUCGUUGUCAUGUACAUUAACAACGUAACUUUUGGGGAAAAAUGUUUCCGUAGAAAAACUUUCGGAUACUAUUUUUUAUUUUAGCUGAAAAAUUUCGGACAAGAUUUAUAAAGUCAAAAAAUGUAUGGGUAAGUCUUUUGAGCGAAUUUUAACCAAAUUUUGAAACUAAUGAUUAAGGGAAAUGACAGAAGAAGAAGGCUAAAAGCAUUUAUAGUGUACAUAUAUCUAAUUAAGAUCUAAAAAAGGGUCUCCAGGAUCCAAUUUUAUAGAUAGAGCCUAAGACAAAUGUGAAAGUAACGAAAAUAAUAAGUUGAAAAACUACAGUUUUUAUUGAUUUUUUGAAUACGCUAUAUAUAAUUUCUAUGCACUGUUCCUUUUUUCAAAGAAUUAGAAAUUUCAAAAUAUGUGUAAAGUUACAAUUUGCAAUUAUGUAUUACAUAGUCAUAAGAAAAAAAGAUAGAUCUCAUCAAUGUUAUUACGAAGUACAGAGAGAUAGACCAAUCUCUAAGAGAUCGCAAUCAAAGUCGCAAAUUCUAUAUAUGUGAAAGACACUUCACGGAGGACGACUAUUAUGUGUAUCCAACACGAAAAGCAUUGAAAGAAGGAGCUUUACCAACGCUGAACCUUCCUGAAAAAAGUGUGAGCUCUAGCAGUACCUUCACAUCAUCCAUCAGAUCUCCAACAUCAAUUCAGAAACGUCAAGAAUUUAUGGUUUUACAACAGUUAUCUCCUCCUAAUUCUCCACCCAUGUCUGUAUAUAAAGAUUUUUUUGACUUCACACAUCGAAUCAAAAAAUUAUCUUUGGCUAGUUGCUGGAAUAUCAAAUGUGAAGAAGAUGUUAUUACUGUAACUUGUACCUCUGAUUGUCAUGUAUUACUGAAGUAUGAAAUUUUUAUUGAUACAUCACUAUCAUAUUCUCUAAGAGUUUAUGGUUGGAUGUUACCUGAACAGCGUCAAUUUUAUUUAUCGAAUGACCGGUCAUUUCAUAAUGUCACCCUGUCAAACCUUAUUGCUGAGCUGAAUAGUUACAACAUAUGUCAUGGUAUUGAAACACCAGAUCCUGACAAAGAAGUAAACUUUCAGAAACAUGUUGUCCCAAAACAUUUUGAAUAUAACAUUUAUCAGAUUGGAACAAGAUUUGGCCAGAAUGAAAAGUGCAUUGGAAAAAGAAAGUCAGUCAAUUAGUAAUGAAUUGAAUAAUGACUUUAAAACAUUAUUUUCUGGUGUUGACAAAAAAGAUGUUCCUGAUUUUAUGAAAUUGUUUUGGGAGAAACAACAAAAUUAUGUUAAUUCCUCGUGUGCUAGUAGUGUUCGUUAUCAUCCCAUGGUAAUAAAAUAUUGUCUUAACUUAGCCGCAAAGUCAUCUUCUGUUUAUAAUGACCUGCGAUAUGAUGCGAAAACUGGCUCUGGGAUUUUAGUUCUACCAAGUUUACGUACACUUCGAGAUUAUAAGAAUUACAUUAGACCAACACGUGGUUUCAAUUCUGCUAUAAUUCAAGAGUUAGCACAAAAAACUGGUAAUUUUACUGAUCCUGAGAGAUAUAUUUUACUUUUAUUUGAUGAAAUGAAGAUCCAGGAAGAUUUAGUGUGGGAUAAACAUACCGGUGAACUUAUAGGUUUUGUUGACCUAGGGAUAUACAUACUAACUUUGUACAUCUCAUGUAUUGGUAUUUCUUGUCAAAAGUAUUGUCAACCCAUUGUCUUAUAGUACAUUUGCAACAACUGGAGCAACAUCUGCCCAAAUAAUGCCAAUAUUUUGGAGAGCUGUAUACCUUGAAGGUAUAAAUUUGAAAGUCAUUGCUGCUACUGCUUACGGUGCUUCAUAUAACCGUAAAUGUUUUAGAAUGCACAAGAAUUUAACUAGAAACACCGGAAAAGAUGUCGUUUAUCGUACAAAAAAUGUUUUUAGCAAGGGGGAAUGUUUCAUUUACUUUUUUGCAGACACACCACAUCUUAUCAAAACAACUAGAAACUGUCUUUCAAAUUCUGGUUCAGGUAGAGCAACAAGAUUCAUGUGGAAUAAUGGAUGUUUUAUUCUUUGGUCACACAUUUCAAAUUUGUAUUAUGAAGAUUUGGAAAGUGGUUUGAAGUUGGUGCCAAAAUUGAAAGGUGAUCAUGUCAAUCUUACACCAUAUUCUGUCAUGAGAGUCCGACUUGCAGCCCAAGUAUUGAGUGAAACUGUUGGAAAUGUUUUGAACCAAUUUGGUCCAGCUGAAGCCUCUGGCACUGCAGAAUUUUGUUUGAAAAUGGAUAAGUUCUUUGAUUGUUUAAAUGUUAAAAAUACAACAGAGCAUGCAUUGAAACGGAAACCAUUUUUACGACCAUAUGAAUCGGUAGAUGAUGAGAGAUUUGCUUGGGUGGAGAGUUUUUUGUCGUACUUCGAGCAAUGGAAGGAAUCUAUCGAGACCAGACCUGGUAAUUUUUCGGAUCAAGCCAAAUCUAAUAUGUUCAUCUCAUGGCAAACAUAUGAAGGUCUACGGAUAACAGUGAAUUCACUGAUUGAAGUAGUGAAGUUUUUACUACAACACGGAAUCAGGCAGCUAGAUUGUGAUGCAGUGUACAUAGGCGAAACAAAAAGAAAGUUUAAGCAACGAGUAAGAACAUAUGCGCGCAGUGAGAAACGGAGAUGUGAAGAAAAACGAAAUUGCUGACCACAGCUGGAGCAGAAGUCAUCAGUUUAAUUGGAAUGAGAAGAAAAUCAUUGACAGAGAAUCCAGAACAACGGCCAGGAAGAUUAAAGAAACCAUCAACAGUGUAGCACGUAACAAACAAACACAUAAGCAGCAUCUCGUAUCAACUUCCUGAGAUUUGGUUACCAGCCCUACAGAAGAAGUAGUUACCUAUCUAGGUCCGAAAAUGUUAAUUACCGUAAUUAACUGUAAUUAUCAGCUCGUUUCUGAUUGGUUACUUUUUAUGAAUUUCGAUCCUCUGCAAUUAUAUAAAUACAUCCUUAACAUCAUUCUAUACAUUUUCUUCAUCAGCGUUUCAAGAGCUAUACGAUGAAGGAAAUAGGUAUACAAAUUUAUAAAAAUAUUUUUCGAUCUUGAUGAGGCCAUUGCUGACGUCAGCAAAAUUUUUAAACCUCUCCUUAUAUCGCAUUAACCGCUCAUAUCAAAAGAACAAGAUCAUACACAUUUUCUUGAUCAGCGCUUUAAUCUCUACACAAUAGAUCCAAUGUGAAAACAAAAAUUCUAAAUUAUUAAUGGUAGGUUGCUGACGUCAUCAAAAUUUUUAUCCUGCCUCAGUGGAUUUUUCCACGGGUCUUAUCGACUAGUCUAUAUAAUAAUACGCCAGUUCUGUGUCUCUGUAACAGGCAAAGUGGAUAUGUCCAUUUUCCUUUGAUCUUACCGAAAUUUUCUUUAAAGUAACCGAAAAAUGCAUGUCUAAUAUGUUAAAUUUUCUGACGUUACGGUGCGACGUCAAUAACACUACUUUAACGUCAAUAUCCUAUAUUAAAUUAAUGAAGCCGUUACAGUGCACUUAAAACUUUGAGGCCAAAUAACUUGGAAACAAGGUGGUGACGUCAAUGAUUUUUCACCGUGUAGAUAACUAGGGACCACCUGGGACCAAUUUGGGUAAGUUUCCCAAACCUGGGUUCCCGAAUCCGUUUCGGAAUGAACAGGUUGAUGAUGUCAUCAAAA